Cylicocyclus nassatus is the source of this 2916-nucleotide messenger RNA. NCBI's taxonomy places the organism in Eukaryota, Metazoa, Nematoda, Chromadorea, Rhabditida, Strongylidae. The record is from the annotation of a GenBank genome assembly.
AUGGACAAACUGGAGAGGAGGCUCGCUCGUCUCUGGCGCCGUAUGCGCGGCGAGAAACGGAGAGAGCGCCGGUCGAAGACGAAGGGAGAAUCCUCGCCACAGACAAACCGAGGAGAAGUCACUUCGAACAGUAACAACAAGCAGCGUCAAGAGAAUAGCAAGGAGCAGAAGGACGUCGUCGCGACGACCGUGAGACGCACGCAUUCAAAACACGAGGAGAGGGAUUUGAAUAAUUUUAAAUCGCCUAGACGUAGUCAUUCGAGAAAUGCUCACGACGGGGAUGUGAAGCCAAGUCUGAGGCGCAAUCACUCCAAGCAUGAAGAUAGAGAUGCCGGCGUGCUCGUCAGACGCAGUCAUUCUAAACACAGCGAGAAGGAUCUAGAGAACUCUCAGAACGCAAAUCACAAAGCUGAGAAGGAUCUGUCCACUAAACACGAUCCUUCCAAGCAGGAGAAGAGCGUAGCACUGAAUUCGACACAGUACCAGUCUUCUCAAGACGUAUCCCGGGCGCUGAUCAGGCUCUACGCCUUCGCUCGGCUGAAGUCGCUGCAGACGGCCAUUGUGGCCGGAGGAUCGCCGUCCUCUGGCCGUUCCAUCACAUCAAAGCAUGAUGAUUUUGAAUCGUUCAAGCCAUUGGAAAGGAACUCAUUCCUCUCAUCGCUUCCGCAGCUAUCAAUCAAUCGAUUAGAAAGCAGAGACUUUGACAAGACGUGCCUUAGUCACGAUAGUGGAUAUCUCACCGGCUCACCGCGGGACUUUUCAAGCAGCACUGAAACGCUUCGACAGUCAAAGUCUCCAAGUGUGAGAAGUCCAAGAAAACGCGAGGAAAACGAAGCGCUCGCCUACAAAAGACGUUUCCACGCCUCACAUGGUGAUAUUCUAACCACGACAGGGGCAAUCAGCUCGUCUACUCAGAAAUUGGACACAAUUGAGACUUUCCUGAGCCGAAAUGUGUACAAAUCGAAGUGUGUGACGAGUCUGUUCGAAGCCGCUUAUGCCGGCCUGGAUGCACUGAUCGACGACGUCCUGGCCGAGUUCAAUCGGUGGUUUGUCGGACGCAAAAUGCUCGUCGUAGCCAGCGAACUUCACUUCUCCGUGCCAUUAGCAAAACGCUCCAGAAAACUGGAGCAAAUAUUGAAGCAGCAAAUGCUCCGCUCACUUCUCGAAAAUAAUCGGCGAAUCUUGUAUCUUAGAGGAAGAGGUGGAGUUCUACCGUUGCAUAUGGCUGAAGCAAGAACUGAAGAAAAUAUCUACAGUGAUUUGAAACUACAAGCUGUGCAAGGUGUCUACCAACGAUGCUACUAUAAGCUACUACCGUUCGUACAUUCGGCCACUCCGACCUGGCAUGCCCCGUACUGGAAGCUGUCCGAACCACCUGUCGUGCCAAAGAAGUCCGCUUUUCAGCUCGAUGAUCACUCAAAGCUUCGCACGCACUCUUUUAUCUCCUUCAAUAUCAUCGGGCUGUCUAUUUUCGGUAUCGGUCAUCAGUCACAAGAUUUGGUCGUCACCGCUUGGAGCGUUUUCGACACCAUAAAGAACGCGUCUCGAGUGCUUCGAAUUGAGCUCGAAGAUGUUGACGACAACUUUCCGCAAUUCAACAAGGGUGCUAAGCCUGUUUUCGUGGCCUCUUACUCAUCCGGCAGUCGUUCGAAUGUAGUCAUAGGAAAAGUGUUUGCCGAGGACAAGGACGGCCAGGGCCUCAACGCUGUUCACUACUAUUUGCUGCCGAGAUGCACGACUGACUUCGACAGUUUCUCGGUCGACGAGUACUCGGGGGAGAUAGCCGUCACUGCCGUGACAGCUCGUCCAUCCCGCGCCGAGCUCUGCCUCUUUGCAAGCAAUUAUGCCGACUUGAACGUCGCUGAAGUGGAAUUCGAUGCGAAAAAUGCGAGUAUGGUCAGAGCUGCGGUGAUUUUCGAGGGGGAGCCGUCGCCCACGGCUGCUCCAGCUCCGUUCAUUCGGAAUAACACGGUGACACUCAUAGAGGAGAAUCUUCGAAAUACCCCCAUCGCAGUCACUCAGAGCAAUCUCGGUCGCGAUGUGCGGUUUGUUCUGGACCACGUUGAUUUCAAACCAGCUCAAGACUCAUCCGAAGUCCUUCGCUCCAGUACCAACUCCUUAUUCUUCGUAGAGCCAGUGUCUGGUGAUGUACGCAUGAAUCCAGCUAUUUCUGAACAACCCCAGGGGGUCUACGACGUUUUCGUUAACGUGCUUUCCGAUACCUCAAAGAAUCUUUUGGAACAAUUUGUAAAAAAAUAUCAUUAUGUGAAAGACGAGAUGAAAAUGCGUUAUGUCUUCAACAUGACCUCAGAAGAGUUUGCAAGAAGUAGAGGAGAAUUUGAAAAGAAAGCACAAGCAGCGCUGAAAAAGGACCAUCCUGAAGGAAGUAUGGAACUAUUCUUCUCGCAACCAAAAAAAGAUAAACGAAGCUCUGGCUGGACCUCUGUUUGCUUCCACGCCACUAUGAAUUCACAAGUGCUCGGGGAGCGUGCCAUUAUGUCCGCUAUAUCACAGUCGUCAGUCGAAAAUGGCCAGUUGUCAGGUCUUUAUCAUGUUUACAGAGUUAUCAAUAUUGAGCGCUGUGAAUCCACGUCACCCCAGAUCCGUCAUUCUGCCCUGGCUCUCCCAGCGCAGGUGGUAAUUCUAGUCGCCGGUGUAGCCAUCCUUAUUCUAAUCCUUAUCACACUUUUUACUUAUAUCUGCUUUGUUAGACGCUAUAAGGAGCAUCUUUGCGCCAAACAGAAACAAUUCAAAGAUGCAGAUAACUUAUGUACCUUUGAUCCAUCGCCCACUUUCAUCCUUCCACCUGCUCCACCCCAAUUCGGAUACUACUGAAAGCCCAAGCAAUCAAACAACUGUUGCAAAAACUAAAAUUUACCUAACUUAUUGCAAUCAAUAAUAAAUCAUAUUGCCGAU